GCUGGCUGGCUGGCCGGAUGCUCGCCCCCGACACGCGCUCGGGCCCGGGAGGAGGAAAGGCUGGCGCGGGGGCGCGCCUGGCGCAGCAGGGCCGGCCACGAUGGAGCCCGUCAGCCUGGACAACCUUUCCAUUUUGUACCAAAGCCCCGACUUCAUUGUGGUCAACAAACACUGGGAUGUGCGCAUCGACAGCAAGAUGUGGUACGAGAAACUCACCCUGCAGAGCCAGCUGAAGUACCGCUUUCCCGAGCUAGCCGACCCAGACACGUACUAUGGCUUUCGCUUUUGCCACCAACUGGAUUUCUCUACCAGUGGGGCCCUUUGCGUCGCGCUCAACAAGGCAGCCGCUGGCAGUGCGUACAAAUGCUUCAAGGAGCGGAGGGUCACCAAAGCGUACCUCGCCCUCGUGAGGGGGCACGUACAGGAGGGGAAGAUGACAAUCCGUUACGCCGUCGGGAAGAACAUGACGGAGGGCUUGACUCACAUGAUGUGUAUUGAAGGGACCGAAGGUUGUGAAAAUCCGAAACCUUGCCAGUCGGAGCUGACCGUACUUGAACGUGGGCUGUAUUCUGGCGACCCGGUGACGAAGGUGCUGCUGCAGCCACUCACGGGACGAACCCACCAGCUCCGGGUCCACUGCAGUGCCAUCGGUCACCCCAUCGUGGGUGACUUUACCUACAGCUUUAAGAAGGACGGCGGUCCUUACCGGAUGAUGCUCCACGCUUACUACUUGCGCAUCCCGACCACCAAGGAGUUAAUCGAGGUGAGCGCGCCGGAUCCCUUCGUCCCCACCUUGGAUAGCAACUGGUCCCCUCAGGAAGCCAUGCGCCAGCUGGACAAGCUGAUCCAAGAGCUGAAAGAUGAGAGCGUCCAGGCGGAAGAGGAAGGCCGGCCGGCCGAGGACGGGGCGGGUAGCCCAGAUCUUGAGACGCCCCCGCGGGCCAAGAGCCCGGAGGCCAAAGAGUCACAGGGCAAGUGUGAGGAGUGGCUGGCCGAAUGGAGCCUAGAAUGAGCCACAGUGGCUUUCUUGGAAACUGUAAACAAACCACUGUGGUUCCCCACGAAUCCUGAACUGAGCACCGAGCCCCUCCGGAUCUUGUGUCAACACACCUGUCUUGUCUUUGCUUCCACCACUCCUUCAAAAUCUCCUUGAGAAUGUCACCGUGCCGGACAAGGAUCUGACUGUAUGGCCAAUGGGCUUUUCUUUGACCCCUGCCUUCAUGCCUGGCACAUUUUAGUCGUUGGGUGUGGGGGAAGAAAAGGUCUUGCACCCGAGGCGGCCGGGCGGCUUUUCGGCCUUGACUUUUCCUGCCUGUUGGAUGGGUGUCCAAGGGUUUUGUCUGGCUCAUGAGAUCUUGUUCCCCCAUGGAGGCUGGGAGAAUCCAUGAAGAAGAUCACGUACGGAGGGGAACGGCUGCAGCGCCUGUCCUUGGCCGUGGCAGAUUCGCCCUAGGUGCAUAUUCUGGUUUGGAAGGUAUGAAGGCCUCUUACGGACAACAGAUCAGCCCAAGAUUACUGAUCCACCCCUUGGUCAACAAAGGAAGAGAAAUCCUGAACCUAUGAAGUCAGGAAGAUCUCUUUUCUUUCUGUUUCUAGAGACUUUGGCUAGGUUUUUUCGCCCUCGCCUGCCUUCUGAAAGCACUCGCCUCUCUGUUUUAAAUAUGCCUCGGCAUUUUUUCACGUUGGAGAGGGGAAGGAGCCCAGCUUUUGAUCAGACCCACAACAGCCACGGCUGCCAAUCUUUGCCAAAAGAGUAAUGUUUUUCUACAGUGUUAUCUGCUCUGAAAAUUGUUUUGCUUUUUUUAAAGAGACCUAGUCCUAUGUGUACGAUUUUAAUUUCAGGUGUAAUUUCAUGGCGGUUCAGAAGUGGUUGAACUCCAAUGCCCAUCAACCCAGCUAGUGUGGCCAAAAGUUGUGGGUGAUGGGAGUUGGAGUCUACAGAAGCCUCUGGAGGACUGCAGGUCAAAACAUCUGUUCGAAAUGGACACCCUCUUCUUUCUCCACGGAAUUCCCUUCAUGUUCUUUAGAUCCUGGCUCUUUAGACCCAUACGACCGACCAUCACAAGGUGUACAAUUCUGACGUGGAAAUGAGUUUUGGCUCCUAUUUCCAUUUUCCCCACGGGACGUAAUCUUGUUAUCGUGGUUAGGAAAGGGAAUGGAAAUGUGCCUUAAAAGGGGAAGGGGCCCUGGAACGGCAGGUGAGAUUCCCAGCAGGCAUGCCGAUCCCCCCUCCUUACUUCUGCCUCUCUCUUUCCAACCUUCACCAUGCCUGCCACACUGAGCAGUGGCCAAAUCUGUUUUUUUAAAUUGCACCCUGGUGUAGAGGGUCCCAUAAAUGUUUUCUAAAACAUAUCGUAAGCAGAAUCUGUGUGCAUUGCAAAAACUUGGAAUCUGUGCUCCACAGUCAUAUUUCUUGAAUGACUAAUUCUAUAUAAAAAAGGUCCUCUCCCCCCCCCCAAUCCACAGAAAUAUCCUCUAUAAGCUUCUUGCACUAAAUACUGUCUGAAUUUCCCGAGCAUCUCACCUGACGUAGAACCCUUGCUGUAUUUCCGAUGCAAUAUGAUGAUGCCAGCGAGGCCAAGAAGAGAUGUCCGUCUGUAAUCGUGCAGGGUUACGGGAUGUCUCAGGAAAACAGAGAUCUUCCAAAGUUAUUCUCAGGAGGCGCAAAGCACGGCUCGCUUUGUGGGCGUAACUCUGGGGGAGUCGCUUUCUGCGCCACCCAGAAAUUCUUAUUUUUCACAUGUAAGAAAAUUGUCAGCAGAUUUUGUACAAGGGUGGGUUUUGUAAAAGGAUAGAGGCGGGUUUUGAUUACAUGGACGGACGGCACUUACUGCUCAGGGAGCAAAAAGCAGGGUUUCCUCCGUAUGAAAAUCCUGCCAGCCACUUGCAGAGUGCCUGCACUUGUGUGUUUGUUUUCCUCUGCUUUCUAAGAGAUGAAGCUCUUCUUUUUCAUGAUUGCACUUUCUAAAAAGGGAGGCGUUCGAACUGUGUUCUGGGGGGGUGGGCUUGUGAGCUGAGAUGUCUGAUGCCAUGCAAACCUUUCUGAAAGGGUGCGUUUGAUGUGCUUUCAUCUUGGGUGGUAUUCUCGGACAGAAUGUGUGAGCAUGACCAGUGGGUGUGAGCCUCCCCCCCCCAAACUGGCAAGUAUGAUGUUUUCUGAGCGUUAAGAUACAGUGGUGCCUCGCUAGACAGUUAUCCCGCUAUAGCGAUUCGCAAAACAGUGAUUC
Pogona vitticeps (central bearded dragon) is the source of this 3227-nucleotide messenger RNA. RefSeq names its product RNA pseudouridine synthase domain containing 1 (gene RPUSD1). Gene Ontology annotation, biological process: enzyme-directed rRNA pseudouridine synthesis. NCBI's taxonomy places the organism in Eukaryota, Metazoa, Chordata, Lepidosauria, Squamata, Agamidae. Gene Ontology annotation, molecular function: RNA binding; pseudouridine synthase activity. The record is from RefSeq and is a predicted model, not a curated record.